Messenger RNA from Arvicola amphibius (Eurasian water vole), 570 nucleotides. Its product is annotated as 28S ribosomal protein S33, mitochondrial. The record is from RefSeq and is a predicted model, not a curated record. Gene Ontology annotation, cellular component: mitochondrion. The transcript has a single exon. Bases 34 to 354 code for a protein of 106 amino acids. Lineage: Eukaryota; Metazoa; Chordata; Mammalia; Rodentia; Cricetidae.
ACGCAGGGAAUCUUAUACCUCACGGCUUAAGAAAUGGCUUCGCUUUCAGAAUAUGCACUGCGUAUGUCUCGUCUAAGUGCCCGGAUCUUUGGUGAAGUGGCCAGGCCUACCGAUUCAAAGUCCAUGAAAGUGGUGAAUAUGUUCAGGGAGCAGCCCUUGGCCAAAAAGAAAGAGACUUACGACUGGUAUCCAAAUCACAACACGUAUUUUGCACUCAUGGGCACACUCCGUUUCCUUGGCCUCUACAGAGAUGAGCAUCAGGAUUUUAAGGAUGAGCAAAGACGUCUAAAGAAGCUCCGUGGAAAGGUGAAACCAAAGAAAGGAGAAGGGAAAAGAGCUACAAAAAAGAAAUAGUAUCAGCUUGUCAAGAAAGAAAAUUUCUUCCUCGAUGACUAAGAAAGUGUAUCUCGUUAUCUUUUCAUAUAUUAGAGGAACAUGACCUUCCUCAGUAGACACCAACCCUGUGUUCACAUCUACUUCAGUUAAACUGUAACUGGUUUUUUGAAGAUAUUCUUAUUCUUCAAAAUUAUACUUACUUUGGUUUUGUAAUAUGAAGUUUACCUAAUUCUC